Messenger RNA from Lotus japonicus, 3468 nucleotides. RefSeq names its product transcription factor GTE10-like. Gene Ontology annotation, molecular function: protein binding. The record is from RefSeq and is a predicted model, not a curated record. Bases 758 to 3088 code for a protein of 776 amino acids. Lineage: Eukaryota; Viridiplantae; Streptophyta; Magnoliopsida; Fabales; Fabaceae. The transcript has 10 exons.
GUUAAUUCGUAGAUUCAUUUCUCUCUCCUCACAAUUUCUCUCUCUCUAGCUAUCGUUCUCUGUAGGAAUAGUGAAGGUGUAAACGAAGACGAAGAAAGAGGGUUUUCUAGGGUUUGUGGCGGUCCCGUUAGCGAUCCAGGUUUCGAAUUGGAUUCUUGCUUACAGUUUCGCGCGUUCUAUUUCCUUCUUUUCGCGCUUUUUCGUAGCUUCGAUUGGGUUUUUCCUUUUCGAUCUAGGGUUAUCGCUGAUUUGAUCCUGAUUUCCCUUUGAUUCCGUUUCCUUCUUCGUUUGGUCCUUCUUUUCGCUCGCAUUUCUCUAUUUUUUGCUCAAUUUGAAGUAGCAAGGGUGCAUUGUUUGGUGUGAGCGUAACUGGGAGGGUUUUCUCUAGGGUUCUGGGGUCGAUUUCGCUGUUCAAGCUUCUACACUUUCAUUUCUGUUGUCAAACAUCAAAUUGCUACUACUACGGGAUUGCAGAGAAGAAGAAGCCCUAAAUUUUCAACAUUUUUGCUACUGGUACGUUGAGUGUAUAGAUGCAACAGGGGAAAAUUGCUAUAUAGGGUUGAGUAUUUAUCUGCUUGAAGACCAUUUUAUAAAUAAUAUUAUAAUUAAAGAAGGACAACAAAAUUUGAUGAAAUUUUGAUUUGUAUUGCAAACUGGAGAAUUAGUAAGACCUAGUUUCUACUUCGGGAGAAUACAGAUUUUGGGGAGGAAAACUCAUUGUCAAGGUUGAUAUGUGCAGAUAUUGGAAUUUUAUCUCAUGGCACCGACUGUACUUGUAGAAUUAGCUGGACAAAAGGAAUCAAAGAAGUGCACUCUUACACAGGUGAUGGGCAAGUCGCGAAAGUAUUUGAAAAGUUAUGCUACUGGUUUUGUUCCUGAUUUUCGCCAUGCUGUUGCUGAGACUUUGGGGGGUGAAUCAGAAGGGCUUGAACUGAGAGUAGUGGAAGGUUUGUCGUGUGCGCCUAAGAUGAAAUAUCCCAGUUUGGAUGUUGAUGGCUGUGAUAGUUUUGGUGUACCGUUUCAACUAUUGGGUUUAUCGAAGAUGUCGCGUUCUGAGAGAAAGAACUUGAAACGGAGGUUGAAAUGGGAACUUGACGAAGUAAGGAAACUUCAGAAGAGAGCCCCAAACAUGAAUUCAAACAUUACUGCUACUGCUGCAUUGCCUUCCUAUGGUGACAUACGGAGCUCCAGUGAGGGACAAAAGAGGCCUCUACUGGAAAGGCAGCAUAGCUCGCUGGAAGCAACAACACCACACAGUAAGAAACAUCUCCCACCAAAGCCUAAUAGUUCUAAAACAAAGAGAAGUGUUUCUGGGCGAAAUGCUGAAUCCGAUAAACCUUCUGCUCCAGUGACUCCUUCGUAUGGUGCAUUGAUGAAACAGUGCGAGUCCGUACUUGGCCGUUUGCUGUCUCACAAAUUUGGUCCGUUUUUUGACAAACCAGUUGAUGUUGUAAAGUGGAAUAUCCCAGAUUAUUUCACUAUCAUCAAGCAUCCGAUGGAUUUGGGUACUGUGAAGAGUAAACUGGGCUCUGGUAAAUAUUCAAGUCCUAAAGAUUUUGCUGCAGAUGUACGGCUGACUUUCUCAAAUGCGAUGACAUACAAUCCACCCGGCAAUGAUGUGCAUAUCAUGGCAGACUUACUAAAUAAAUAUUUUGAAACGAGAUGGAAGCCUAUAGAAAAGAAAAUUCCUGCCAUUGACAAUGUGCCAUCUGAGCCUUCGAAACCCACUACAUGUGUUCAAACUGAAAUUGCUGACCCUAUUCCUCGGCUAAAAAAGCAGAAAAUAACACCAAAGGACACAAAAGUCAAGCCAAAGUGUAUUGAUAGAAUCAUGACUGAUGAGGAGAAGCAGAAGAUGAGUUUGGAGUUGGAGGCUUUACUUGCAGAAGAUGAGUCGCCUGAAACCAUCAUUGAUUUCUUAAAGGAGCAAAGUCAUAAUUCUGGGCAAACAAAUGAUGAUGAAAUUGAGAUUGAUAUUGAUGCUCUUGGGAAUGAUACAUUAUUUAAAUUGAGGAAGCUUCUUGAUGAUUAUGUGAUGGAGAAGCAAAAAAUCCAUGCAGCAACUGAACCAUGUGAAAUCAAGCUUGCAAAUGAAUCCGGAUUUCACAAUUUACCAGUGCAACAAUGCAAUGAACCAGUUGAAGAGGACAUAGAUAUUGUUGGGGGGAAUGAUCCUCCUCUUUCAAGUUACCCUCCAGUGGAGAUUGAUGUCACCAACAAAGACAGUAAAUCCAGUAGUUCUAGCAGCUCCAGCAGCGAUUCUGGCUCUUCAUCCAGUGAUUCAGGUAGUUCGGCAGAUAGUGAGCCAGACAUUCCUAAAGCAUCAGCGCCUUUUACUCCUAGCAAGGAAAAACUAGGACCGGGCUUGUCUUUAGAUCAAAAGAAUGGGGAUCUAGGUAAUUCAGAAACCGGAAUAGAUUCAAUGAAUGCAGUUGGCCAUGUUGAGCCAAGUUCCCUGAUAAAUCCAGUUAUUAACGAACCAGAAAGCCAUCAAGAGGGGGAGAGUGCUCCAUCUAAGAGGCAAGUCUCUCCCGAUAAGCUUUACCGUGCAGCAUUAUUAAGGAGCAGAUUUGCUGACACUAUACUUAAAGCUCAAGAAAAGGCACUUGAGAAGGGUGAGAAGCAGGACCCUGAAAAACUUAGGAUGGAACGAGAAGAGCUCGAGAGACGGAAGAAGGAAGAGAAAGCGCGGUUGAAGGCUGAGGCAAAGGCUGCAGAAGAGGCUCAGAGGAAAGCUGAAGCAAAAGCUGCAGCUGAAGCUAAAAGGAGGAGAGAACUGGAGAGGGAAGAGGCUCGUCAGGCCUUGCAAAAGAUGGAGAAGACUGUAGAUAUCAAUGAGAGCAGUCAAUUCUUGGAAGAUCUAGAGAUGCUGAGUGGUGUACAAGAUGAACCUUUAAUAAGUUUCGCUGAAGAGUCAAGCCCAGAUCGUCCUCAAAAUGGACUGGGUUCUUUCAAACGACAGGGUAGUUUUAAUCCAUUAGAACAGCUAGGGUUGUACAUGAAGGUGGAUGAUGAGGAUGAGGAAGAAGAACCUCCUAAGAAUGAAGCAGGGCCAACAGAUGACGUAGAAGAAGGAGAAAUUGAUUAAUGGGUUUGUUAUAUCUCAUUGCAGCAUCAGGUUACCAAGAAAAAAUGGUGGCCUUAAGGAAAAGUAGCCGAGUUCAGGAACACUGUUUGCUUUGGCACCAAAAGCUAGAGCACAAGGUCAUAGAGAUUGGAUUUAGUUUUAGAUUUGGAAAUGGUUCAAAAGUGUGGUUAGCUUUGUAGCCCCGAUUUAUUGAUGGGCUUUGCUAUGGAGGUGGAAAACUAGAAUAUUUUAGUAUGUACAAUUUUAUUUUAUUUGUAAAAAGUAAUUCAUAUGCACUGAUCUUUAGCUUCACUGAUGAUGUAAAUUAUUCUAGAUAUGAGGCACAAGUUAUUCUUGUUACUAUUCAAAAUUAAAAUGAAUUAAGAGAUUGAUAUAUCACA